AUGGUUUUCGGUGGUGGCUUCAAAUUUUUAGUCGGAGUGGGAUGUGGUGUCUAUGUAGCUCAGAACUACAACGUUCCAAAUGUCAAGAAGCUGUUCAACACGUAUGUUUUCCUGGCAAAGCACGUUGAGGAAACAUACCGCAAGCCGCCGAAGAAAGCCGACUGA
Hordeum vulgare subsp. vulgare (domesticated barley) is the source of this 165-nucleotide messenger RNA. RefSeq lists its product as uncharacterized. Bases 1 to 165 code for a protein of 54 amino acids. Lineage: Eukaryota; Viridiplantae; Streptophyta; Magnoliopsida; Poales; Poaceae. The transcript has a single exon. The record is from RefSeq and is a predicted model, not a curated record.